Mya arenaria is the source of this 1430-nucleotide messenger RNA. RefSeq lists its product as uncharacterized. Lineage: Eukaryota; Metazoa; Mollusca; Bivalvia; Myida; Myidae. The record is from RefSeq and is a predicted model, not a curated record. Bases 147 to 1430 code for a protein of 427 amino acids. The transcript is spliced from 2 exons. Gene Ontology annotation, molecular function: zinc ion binding.
UAAUGUUGACCUGUUGACUGCCAAGAGAUUUGACAGGUGUGAACAUUUCUUGUAAAUAGCCUUGGGCUUUUGUCUUAUACACUCGGCUGUAAUUAUAAAUACUUCCAACUCUUUUGCAAAUAAAUGUUAUUCCAAAUAGAGGAUUUAUGUAUGCAUUACUUAUUACAGGGCUGCCACCCGAUGACUUGAAGUGGGAAAAGAACAAAAGCAAUGCCUGGCCUAAACUGAUGUACGAGGAUCUUGUUGACUAUUUGAUACAUGCAAAAGCAUAUGAUGGAAAGGCCAUGAAAUCCUUUAGGUCGUUGUAUGGAUAUAACUAUGUACAAAAUGGUUGGAUGGGUGAUAUGUGGUCCAUUGAAUGUGAGGGUAUGACUUACAUAAAGGCCAAAAUUUCGCCGAGUCAGCCAGGCGUUGGGCGCAAGGACUACAACUCAUGGAUUGCGGUUUCUAGUGAAAAUACUGUUGAGACUGGCCAUUGUUCUUGUCCAGCUGGCAAUGCCCGAUCGUGUAGUCAUAUAUCAGCAAUUAUUUAUGCAAUUACACUGGCGUGGGCGAAUGGUGUAGGUGGGGAAACGUGUACAGACAAACAGCGGGCUUGGGGUAAAGGAGCUGCGCAAGUACUGUCACAUGACACCAUUUCAGAUAUGGUGUUUGACCGACCAAGCCCAUUUCAGCUACAACCAUGUACUGAGAAAACAGCCAACAAGACCAACACGGAUACAGAUUGUCCACCUCGUACUGAACAGUUUCUGGACCAUAGUGACUUACAGGACUUUGUGUCAAAUUCCACAGUGGCAAACAUUUGGGAGUGUAAAGGUACAAUGUUGUACAAAAUGCUACAUGCACCAGAGGUUAAAAGGGACAUAAAUGAAGAAAUCCUGCACCAAGAACAUGUGAAAAUGCCUCGUAUCCUGUUUAAGGGAUGCUUUGCUACACGUCAUGGACAGAAAUACGAACCAGUUGCACGAGCCUGGUAUGAAAGCGUUUCUGGUCACAAGGUUAGAAAAUCUGGGAUUGUUGUUAGUUUAACGGAGCCAUAUAUUGCUGCCAGCCCAGAUGGUGUUAUAGACGAAAGAACAAUUGUGGAAAUAAAAUGUCCAACACGCCCGCUAGAAGACCUCAUAUCAUCAGGAAAAUAUGAUGUUCUACUCGAAGAUGGUCAGCCGAAAUUGAGCCCCAAGGGAAAAAAUGGCUAUUAUUGCCAAGUGCAAGUUGCAAUGUUUUGCACUGAGUCAACUAUGUGCAAGUUUGUUGUGUGGACAGCUGAAAAGCAGUGUGUUGUGGAUGUUCAAUACAGUAAAGACUUUAUAAAGGGCAUUCUUCCUAGAAUCCGUGACUUUUAUUUUAAGCACCUCCUUGUUAGACUAACAGAUGAGUUCCAGGCAAGUCGUCUGAAAAUUUCCCCGGAAUACAAAUCCUUGUGCCGUUAA